Aphidius gifuensis is the source of this 5332-nucleotide messenger RNA. RefSeq lists its product as uncharacterized. The coding region runs from base 1 to 4359 and encodes 1452 amino acids. NCBI's taxonomy places the organism in Eukaryota, Metazoa, Arthropoda, Insecta, Hymenoptera, Braconidae. The transcript is spliced from 9 exons. The record is from RefSeq and is a predicted model, not a curated record. Gene Ontology annotation, molecular function: monooxygenase activity; heme binding; iron ion binding.
AUGGAUAUUUGGACGGUACUUUUGAGUAUUUUGGUCAUUAUAAUUGUGUAUCUUCAUUAUGAAUAUGGCAAAGUAAAAUAUUUUGAAAAACAUGGAAUUCCACAUAACAAACCAUGGCCGUUAUUGGGAAAUAUUGGAGCAUUAUUGCUCAAGAGAAGAUCAAUGUUUUACUAUAUCCAAGAUUUAUAUAAUUUAAAUAAGGACGCUCAAUACGUUGGCUUUUAUGAUUUUGCUAAUCCAACUUUCAUUAUACGUAAUCCCAAAUUGAUCAAAUCAAUUACUAUUAAAAAUUUUGAUCAUUUUGUUAAUCAUCAUGCAGUUGUUGAUGCAGAAAUGGAACCACUUUUUGGUAACAAUCUUCCUUCAUUGCACGAUGAUAGAUGGCGAGAAGUAAGAAAUCUUUUGACACCUGCAUUUACAUCAAGUAAAAUGAAAGGAAUGUUUAAAUUAAUGCUAAAUAUUGGUGAAAAUUUUGUUGACUAUCUCGUGGAAGAUUCAAAAAAUAAACCACUUGAAAUAAAUUCAAAAGAUGCAUUUUGUCGUUAUACAAAUGAUGUUAUAGCAACAUGUGCAUUUGGAAUAUCAAUAAAUUCAAUGAAAGAUAAAGAUAAUCAAUUUUAUGCACUUGGUAGAAAAGCUACAAACUUUGACGUAUUAGCUUUAAUAAAAAUGCUAUGUAUACACAAUUUUCCAAAUUUAUCAAAAUUAUUUAACAUCCAAAUUAUAGACAGUAAAGUAAAUGAAUUUUUUCAAAAAAUCGUAGAAGAUACAAUUCGUUCAAGAGAUGAGAAAAGAAUAACUAGACCAGACAUGAUUCAACUGAUGAUGGAGACAAGAGCUAAUGAAACUCUUUCAAUUCAGGAUAUGACAUCGCAAGCUUUCAUUUUCUUUUUUGGAGGCUUUGAAGCAUCAUCAAGCCUCAUGUCAUUUGUUGUACAUGAAAUUGCUGCUAAUCCUGAAGUUCAAAAAAAACUCCAAAAGGAAAUUGAUGAAAUGUUUAAAAAAACAAAUGGAGAUGUGACAUAUGAAGCUGUAAAUGGACUUGUUUAUCUUGAUGCAGUAAUUAAUGAAGCACUUAGAUGCUAUCCCAUCAUUGGCGUUAAUGAUAGAGUUUGUACGAAAAGUUUUGAAUUACCUCCAACGUUACCAGGAAAAAAACCACUUCGUCUUGAACCUGGUGAUCGUAUAUUGUUUCCAGUAUAUCCAAUUCAGAGAGAUCCAAUUUAUUUUGAUGAUCCAGAUAAAUUUAAUCCCGAUCGAUUUAUUGAAGACCCUCAAGGCACUUUGCAUUCACCAGCAUACAUGCCAUUUGGAUUAGGUCCACGAAUGUGUAUUGGAAAUCGAUUUGCAUUAUUAGAGACUAAAGUAUUAUUAGUGUAUCUUGUUGCUAAAUGUCAACUUAAACCAAGCAAAAAAAUGAGAAUGCCACUUGAGCUCAGUAAUGCCAUGACAAUGACUGCUAAAGGAGGUUUCUGGUUGGAAAUACAACCAAGAAAAAUGAAAUAUUUUGAAAAACAUGGAAUUCCACAUAAUAAACCAUGGCCACUCCUGGGAGAUAUGGGAGUACCAUUGCUUACGAGAAGAUCAGUAUUUCAAUAUAUUCGAGAUGUAUAUAAUUUAAAUAGCGACGCUCAAUACGUUGGUUUAUAUCAAUUUAGUAGACGAAUAAUAUUAAUCCGUAAUCCAGAAUUAAUUAAAUCAAUUACAAUUAAAAAUUUUGAUCAUUUUGUUAAUCAUCUCGCGAUUGUUGAUCCAAAAACAGAACCACUUUUUGCUAAUAAUCUUAUUUCGUUGCACGAUGAUAAAUGGCGAGAAGUAAGAAAUCUUUUGACACCUGCAUUUACGUCAAGUAAAAUGAAAGGAAUGUUCAAGUUAAUGACAAAUAUUGGUGAAAAUUUUGUUGACUAUCUCGUGGAAGAUUCAAAAAAUAAACCACUUGAAAUAAAUUCAAAAGAUGCAUUUUGUCGUUAUACAAAUGAUGUUAUAGCAACUUGUGCAUUUGGAAUAUCAAUAAAUUCAAUGAAAGAUAAAGAUAAUGAAUUUUAUACACUUGGUAGAAAAGCUUCAAUAUUUGAAGGUUUCUCAGCCAUACUAAAAAUGAUGUUUAUACUAAAUUUUCCAACUUUAACAAAAUUAUUUAACGUUAGACUUAUUGACAGUAAAGUAGAUAGAUUUUUCCAAACAGUUGUAGAAGAUACAAUUCGUACAAGAGAUGAAAAAGGAAUAACAAGACCAGACAUGAUUCAAUUGAUGAUGGAGACAAGAGCUAAUAAAACAAGACCACCUUUAUCAAUUCAGGAAAUGACAUCACAAGCUUUUACUUUUUUUUUUGGAGGCUUUGAAACAUCAUCAAGCCUCAUGACAUUUGUUGUACACGAAAUUGCUGCUAAUGAGGACAUUCAAACAAAACUACAAAAAGAAAUUGAUGAAAUGUUUAAAAAAACAAAUGGAGAUGUAACAUAUGAAGCUGUAAAUGGACUUGUUUAUCUUGAUGCAGUCAUUAAUGAAGCACUCAGGUGCUAUCCCAUUACUGGAGUUUUUGACAGAGUUUGUACAAAAAGUUUUGAAUUACCUCCAACGUUACCAGGAAAAAAACCACUUCGUCUUGAACCUGGCGAUUAUUUAUGGUUUCCGGUUUAUCCAAUUCAGAGAGAUCCAAUGUAUUUUGAUGAUCCAGAUAAAUUUUAUCCUGAUAGAUUUGUUGAAGACCCUCAAGGCACUUUGCAUUCACCAGCAUACAUGCCAUUUGGAUUAGGUCCACGAAUGUGUAUUGGAAAUCGAUUUGCAUUAUUACAGACAAAAGUAUUAUUAGUGUAUCUUGUUGCUAAAUGUCAACUUAAACCAGUGAUGGAUAUUUGGACGGUACUUUUGAGUAUUUUGGUUAUUAUAAUUGUGUAUUUUUAUUAUGAAUAUAGCAAAGUGAAAUAUUUUGAAAAACAUGGAAUUCCACAUAACAAACCAUGGCCAUUAUUGGGUAAUAUGGGAGCAUCAUUUCUUCAUAAAAAAUCAAUGUUUCAAUAUCUUCAAGAUUUGUAUAAUUUAAAUAAGGACGCUCAAUACGUUGGUUUUUAUGAUUUUAGUUACCCAACUGUAUUUAUACGUAAUCCAGAAUUAAUCAAAUCAAUCGCUAUCAAAAAUUUUGAUCAUUUUGUUAAUCAUCGUGCAGUUAUUGAUCCAAAAACAGAACCACUUUUUGGUAAUAAUCUUAUUUCAUUGCACGAUGAUAGAUGGCGAGAAGUAAGAAAUCUUCUGACACCUGCAUUUACAUCAAGUAAAAUGAAAGGAAUGUUUAAGUUAAUGUCAAAUAUUGGUGAAAAUUUUGUUGACUAUCUCGUGGAAGAUUCAAAAAAUAAACCACUUGAAAUAAAUUCAAAAGAUGCAUUUUGUCGUUAUACAAAUGAUGUUAUAGCAACAUGUGCAUUUGGAAUAUCAAUAAAUUCAAUGAAAGAUAAAGAUAAUGAAUUUUAUACACUUGGUAGAAAAGCUACAAAGUUUGAGGGAUUAGCCGUUAUAAAAAUCUUGUUUAUACAAAAUUUUCCAACUUUAACAAAAUUAUUUAACGUUAGACUCAUUGACAGGGAAGUAGAUAAAUUUUUUAAAAAAAUAGUAGAAGAUACAAUUCGAACAAGAGAUGAGAAAGGAAUAACUAGACCAGAUAUGAUUCAAUUGAUGAUGGAGACAAGAGGUAAUAAAACAGGAACAACUCUUUCAAUUCAAGAAAUGACAUCACAAGCUUUUAUUUUCUUUUUUGGAGGCUUUGAAUCAUCAUCAAGCCUCAUGUCAUUCGUUGUACAUGAAAUUGCUGCUAAUCCUGAAGUUCAAAAAAAACUCCAAAACGAAAUUGAUGAAAUGUUUAAAAAAACAAAUGGAGAUGUGACAUAUGAAGCUGUAAAUGGACUUGUUUAUCUUGAUGCAGUCAUUAAUGAAGCACUCAGAUGCUAUCCCAUUGCUGGAGUUCUUGACAGAGUUUGUACAAAAAGUUUUGAAUUACCUCCAACGUUACCAGGAAAAAAACCACUUCGUCUUGAGCCUGGCGAUUGUAUAUGGUUUCCGAUCUAUCCAAUUCAAAGAGAUCCAAUGUAUUUUGAUGAUCCAGAUAAAUUUAAUCCUGAUAGAUUUGUCGAAGACCCUCAAGGCACUUUGCAUUCACCAGCAUACAUGCCAUUUGGAUUAGGUCCACGAAUGUGUAUUGGAAAUCGAUUUGCAUUAUUAGAGACUAAAGUAUUAUUAGUGUAUCUUGUUGCUAAAUGUCAACUCAAACCAGGUAAAAAAAUGAUUAUGCCACUUGAGCUCGGUAAUAGCAUGAUGAUGACUGCUAAAGGAGGUUUCUGGUUGGAAAUACAACCAAGAAAAAAAUAAACAGCUAUAAUCAUAAAUAGCUCAAUUUAUUUAAUAUAUUUUUGGCAAAAAAAAAAUGAAUCAUGUAAUACAAUGAGAAAAAAAAAUUGAUGAUAUGAAUUUCAAGAGUCAAGAUUCAAGUGAAUCAAUUUAUAAAUUAUUUUCUAUAAUUCAAGAAUAGUACGAUAAAGUUUAGAUUUAAAAAAAAUUACAUUAUGAUUCGAGAAUUUUUAUUUUUAUCAUCUUUCAAUGAUAAAAAUUCUACCAGUCAAAACUUUAUCUUUCAGUGCGUAUGGUAAUUUUUUUGUCAUACAUUUAUCAUAAAAGGGACCGUCAGACAAGCUUACAUAAUACUCACAUGGAGUCUAAGUGAAAACGAAAAGCUGACACGCUUGUUGAACCUCUAGAGAUCAUUUCAUGUGUAAAAUAUUAAAACAAAAAAAAAAUUAAUAUAAAACCACACACAAACUUUAUUUUUUUAUAUUAUAUAUUUUUUUUUCUCUUUCAAAUAAAAAAAAAUUAUUUCAAACGAGUAAAUAAUAGAAUAAAAAUUUGCAAUAUUCAAUAGAAAAUAAUAAAUAAUAUUAAAAUGUAAUUUAUAUAAAAUAUUUAAUCGAAAAUUUUCAAUAACAAAAUAAUAAUAAAUUUCAAUUUAUAAAACUUUCGCGUUUGUAUAUUUAACGUUUGUAUCAUUCAAAUAAAUUUACAUCCGGUUCAUCAAAGAACUAUCGGAUGUGUUUUUAUAAUUUAAAAAAAAAAAAAACAUUUCUAAUCAAACUCACCGAAGUAUAUGCUCACCCAAAACGAAAUUCCAUGUAGCGGAAAAGAAAGAAAAAAAAAAAACGUGCAAUAAGUGAAAUUGUAUAAUUUGUUUCUCUCAAAAAAAAAACCAAUAACUUUUUUAUUCCAUUUUGCAUAAUAAUUUUGUAUAAUAUUUACAACCAAAUCAAACUUGCUUCAGUUGAUUUGGACUCUAUUAUAAUAUCAAGAAAAU